Molecule: messenger RNA, 3829 nt
Organism: Scleropages formosus (Asian bonytongue)
Lineage: Eukaryota; Metazoa; Chordata; Actinopteri; Osteoglossiformes; Osteoglossidae
Product: actin filament-associated protein 1-like 1
Exons: 19
Coding region: 114-2417 (767 amino acids)
Cellular component (GO): cytosol
Molecular function (GO): SH3 domain binding
Source: RefSeq, a predicted model, not a curated record
UCUGUUGGCUUUAGGACCCAGUGAGUCACAUCCUGCAGCCGAACGCGGGGCCGAAUGUCCACUCCAGCGCGAGCGCGGAGCUGUCAAAGUGCGGCGCGCGCACUCGCCCCCACAUGGACACGAGCAGCGACUGCGCAAUGGAGCACCUUGUGACAGAGUUGAAUAUCCUGCUAAAGAUGCUGGACCAAGAGAACCUGAGCUCUGCUACAACAGAGAAGAAGAGAACCGUUGGAAACCUAUUAAAAGAGCUCAAGCCACCAGUGAAUGGAACAGACUACAUAUAUGUGAACACCACACUCUGUGGAAAUGGGACCAGCUUUGUGGAAUCCCUGUUUCAAGACUUUGAAAUACAAGAGAUAAAAAAUGCAGAGGAACCCGAAAGCCAGGAUAAAAGCAGCACACCAGAAAUUCCACCUUCAGAGCUGAACCCCGAAGGUCCACCAGCACCUCCCCUGCCCACCACACCUCCCCCUGAGGAUUAUUAUGAGGAAGCUGAUCCCCUGAGUCCAGGAAAAGUGCCUCAGUACAUCACUGCCACCAACUGUUCCAGCCGCCCCAACUCCAUCGAAGAUGGCUACUAUGAAGAUGCGGAUGAGAACUAUCCUUCCACUCAAAUAAACGGGCCGCACAAGAGUUCUGAUAAUGAUUCGGAUGCCCUUAGCAGCUCCUAUGAGUCGUACGAUGAAGAGGAGGACGAGGCAAAAGCUCGACGUCUAACUGGUCAAUGGCCUUUGGAGGAAGACUCCGUGGGUCCUGCGAAGGACUGCCGUAUCUGUGCCUUUCUGCUGCGGAAGAAACGGUUUGGGCAGUGGACCAAACAGCUGACGCUCGUCCGCGACAACAGGCUCCAGUGUUACAAGAAGGCCAAAGACCACAUGCCAUACAUUGACCUGCCCCUGGACCUGUGCAAUGUCAUCUACGUGCCCAAAGAUGGGCGGCGGAAGAAGCACGAACUGCGUUUCUCGCUGCCUGGCAGCGAGGCCCUGGUGCUAGCGGUGCAAAGCAAGGAGCAGGCCGAGGGUUGGCUAAAGGUUAUCCGGGAGGUGAGCAGUCAAGGGAGCGUGAAUUACGGAAUGGAUGGGUCCACCUCUCCCAUGAUUCUCCGAAAGAUGGAGCUGGACCAGCAGCACACCAUCCCACAGAGGCUGUGUGCAGACAAGCAUCCCUCUGACUCAGAUAGCGUGGCCACAGGGGACGGCACGUCCCCCAGCCGCAAGAGGGACGCUCGCAAACACGGGAAAGCAAAGCGGGGCGCUCUGUCGGAACUGACAGGGCCAAUGGGUUGGGCGGCUGGCCGUAAAAUCACACAAAUCAUCAGCUUCCCCAGGAAGAAGCUCCCGCUUCCCAGGGAUCCUCUUAAAGCCCUUCCCAAUGACAGCGAUCCUCGAUGUGGCUACCUAAGAGUGCUGACGGACCAGGGAUGGAAAGAGCGAUGGUGCUGCGUACGGGGAGGCUCGUUGUCUCUCCUCCGGAGCAGGGAGGGUCCCCACACACACAUCGGAAUGGUGCCCCUCUCAGACUGCGAGGUGGCUCCUGGACUUAGCCCUAAGCAUCCUUUCGCUUUCCGAAUCCUGCGAGAGGGCAAAGAGGUGGCCACUCUGGAGGCCAGCUGCUCUGAGGAAAUGGGACGCUGGCUGGGGAUGCUGCUGGCCGAGACGGGCAACGCAAGUGACCCCGAUGUUUUGCACUAUGAUUACGUGGAUGUGGAUACCGUCGCCAGCAUCCGAGAUGCCGUCCGCCACUCUUUCCUGUGGGCGACAUCUUCCAGCAGCGCUUCCACGGAUUCGAAGAAGUACGACGAGGCUGCUUACGAGGGAGUACAGCUCGGUGGGGAGCAGAGUCAGAAGUCCGAUUCUCGUGGAAAACGCGUCACGCAGAGAGUCGUCCUCCAGGCCCCUGGCAAGGGCCAGUCGUCCAAUACUAAUCACUAUGGCAGGUACGGCAAGACGAGGGCGGAGGAAGAUGCUCGUAGGUACCUACGUGAGAAGGAGGAGCUGGAGCAGAAGCGAGAGGGGAUCCGUAGUGCCUUACUGUCAUUACGCAAGGAGAAGAGAGAGGUUAGGGAGGGUUUAAAGAGUGCCACAGGUGAGCAAGUGAAGGCUUUGGAGCAGCGCUUAGCCCACCUUGAAGAAAGUUGUAGGGAGAAGGAGGGUGAGCGAGUGGAUCUGGAACUGAGACUCACUGAAGUAAAGGAGAACCUGAAAAAAUCUUUGGCGGGAGGGAUGCUGGGCGCACCUGUGGAGAGCAAGCCGACAAGAAAGGCUCAGCUCAGCAAGAAAAACAGCCCCAACAGUGAGGCAAGCCUUCCGGUUAACUGCAGUUCUGAAAUUCGCAAGAUCCCGGUCUCCGUGUGCGCACCCAGUUCUGGGAAUGUGAUGCAGAAAGCCAAGGAAUGGGAAUCGAAGAAGGAGAUCUAGAUGGAAAGUGUCUCUGAAGGUUCAUCUGUCUGUGGAUCUGGAUUUUGCACAGCCUUGGUUCCUUGGUCUUCAGGGUGAUGAAGACAAUCAGAUCCCAUUUUUCCUUCCCUGUUUAAGAUCAGGACCAGUCAGCAGUUAUGGCAGCUGGUUUUCAUCUGAAAUUACAGUGCAGGCAGAUAAAGUAGUGGAGGUGCAGCUGCAUGGACCAUUUUCUCUGGAAACUCUGGCCUCUGUAGCCCCAGGGUCUGUUCUGGACUUUGGCACACGUUUCGUACCGGUCAGUGUUUGAAAGAAGGGCCUUUCCUGCAAAUGAUGGACAAACCCUAGAAGAGGGCGGAAACUGGUUUUGGAGGUGAACAUUUACAGAAGGCUGUAAGAAAGUCACUCCAAUGGGUUACUAGAUGGGCAACAAAAGUUACAGAAUGGAGAGAGGGUACAUUAUUAACCAGGAACUCCACUCAAAGUCAGCAUGAAACAAGUGCUCUGAAGCUUCCUAAAUUCAGGCUCAUCGGUUACAGUACUUGUGGUUCCUAAUUUAUAUUUUGCACUUUACGUAGUUUCUUUAAUAUCAUAGGCAGAGGUAAUAGAACACUUGCUGUAAACUGUAAAUAAAAAUAUGACAUACUAAUUUUGUAAUUUACUGCAAUAUCCUCCAUCUGUUUUUUCUACCUUGUAUUUUUCAUGUAAGCUUUCAUAAAUGUGAUGUUUCAGACAAACUUGCAGUAAAAAAGACUUUUUUUUCUAUUACCCAUUUUGUAUAACAAGCAGCAGGCAAGUCCUUUAUUCAUCCGGAAAAACUUGCAGAUAAUGGUUAACCAAAGGGUCCCAUCAUCACCAUUUAAUUUUUAAACCAAAAGCAAACUGUAGGUGUUGUUAUGAAGCACUCUGGUGAACAUCGUGUUUUUCCACAUUUUGAGGUUAUAGGUUGAUCCCCAUGAGCUCCAAUCAGUCCUCCAGUGAGUCAUCCUCUCCAUGUCAGGAGUCAUCACAAGGCAAAGCGGAGAAGAUGAAACAGAUCCAUAAAUAAAAAUAACACUAUGGACCUGUUUAAAUGGUAUUCCAUCUGUUUAGAUACUGGUUAAUCGUUUUUGUCACAAAUUAUUUACACAUAAACGAGGCAAAAUACAAUAAGAAAUGUACACUCAUCCCUGUGCAGAUCCCUUUCAUCAAACAAAAAUUACCCUUGUUUUUGUAAAAGUGCAUUAAUUCAGAAAAACAAAAUAAAAUCUAACAUGAAACAGGUGUUUUCCUUGUACAACAUGAAGAACCAUUAUUUUUUGACAAAAGUGACAGAUAACACCCACCAAGGCCCGAAGACAUCUAAGGUUUGAGGCUGUAAACAUGUUGACAAAAUGUAGGAAUGUAAAACUGGGAAAUCGCGAUUUCAGUCAACAUGUUGACGCACAUAAAAG